AUGGAACAUUCUGAGCACCCUCGUACUUCCCCAAACCGCGCACGCGAUCUUCGCGAUAGCGGAAACACCGGCAUCGAAUCGAUGCUUGCACCGGACGUCCAGGACUGGCUUAAACUUACCGGCUGGCACGAUAUCGACUAUCGUGCGAAGAAGCUAGCAGCUUACCGAAACACCGGUGCUGGAAAGGAGAAACAUGACAUAGGGAAAGCCAAGCUAGCUACUGGCGUUAUCAAGAAGGACCUUGACUCUGUUCUUGCUGACAUCCCUCAAGAUUCGUCACUUGUGCGGGUACGUCAUACUGAACCUGAAGGUUUGAAAAAUAGUAUCGAAGUGCAUCGUGGUAGGGAUAGCAGGGACCUUGUUGUGCCUACGACCCAUGCCCGUUCGGUGUCACCCCAUCGUUUCCACCACCAUGAACAUGACAAAUACCCUAUUCGCGGUUACUCACGAGUCUACUAUAAUGACUACGAUAGGCCCUUGACACCCCGUGGAUCGCCUCUACGUUAUAUUGUCCGGCCGACUGGCCGUCCUACACACACUACUGAGAGAAUCGAGAACUAUGACAGUCCAAACAGGGAGCGAGUAGACGAUCAACGAGAUUUGACCCGCGAGAUGAUACACUUACGCCAUCCUAAACAACUCGUUCUCAAGGGCAAAGGCGAGGUCUGCUUCUUUGUGAUGAGAUCAUACAGUUGGUCUCAUGUCUACGACUCGAUGGAUGAUGGUCUGUGGGCUACCCAGCGCCCCAAUGCGGAAAUUCUAAGCAAGGUCUUCGCCAGCGGCAAGACCGUGGUCCUCUUCUUCGCCGUUAACAAGUCUCACGGUUUUCAGGGUUAUGCCCUCAUGAAGUCACUUCCCUCUGCGGAUAUCCGUCCCAUGUGGUGGUACGGAGUCAAGUGGAAUAUCUCGGAGCCUUUCAAGGUAGAAUGGAUCAGUACGAUGCAUGUCGACAGCAAACACGUAGUGCAUAUCUCAAACCGCCUCAACGAAGACCUCCCGGUUACGCGAGCUCGUAACGGUCAAGAGAUCGACGAAAACGCCGGCCGACAAAUGGUUUGCAUUCUCGAGUCUCGUGGUGUAGAGGAGUAUAAGCGAGCCAGACGAAUUGGUUCUCUUUCUAAGCAAUAA
Molecule: messenger RNA, 1128 nt
Organism: Daldinia vernicosa
Lineage: Eukaryota; Fungi; Ascomycota; Sordariomycetes; Xylariales; Hypoxylaceae
Product: YTH-domain-containing protein
Exons: 4
Coding region: 1-1128 (375 amino acids)
Biological process (GO): regulation of alternative mRNA splicing, via spliceosome; mRNA splicing, via spliceosome
Cellular component (GO): nucleoplasm
Molecular function (GO): mRNA binding; N6-methyladenosine-containing RNA reader activity
Source: RefSeq, a predicted model, not a curated record